CAAAGCGGGUCCAAGAUGGCGGAGGCGGGCGCGGGGAGCCCGCGCGGCGGGGACGCGGCGCCGCCGGGGCCGCCCGAGGAGCAGGAGCUGAGCCGGCGCCUCCGCCGUCUCUACCCCGCCGUCAACCAGGACGAGACGCCGCUGCCGCGCUCCUGGAGCCCCAAGGACAAGUACAACUACAUCGGCCUCUCGCAGGGCAACCUGCGCGUCCACUACAAAGGUCACGGUAAAAAUCACAAAGAUGCUGCCUCGGUCAGGGCCACUCACCCCAUCCCUGCAGCCUGUGGCAUUUAUUACUUUGAAGUGAAGAUCGUCAGUAAAGGUAGAGAUGGGUACAUGGGAAUAGGACUUUCUGCUCAAGGAGUCAACAUGAACAGGCUUCCUGGAUGGGAUAAACAUUCUUAUGGGUACCAUGGUGACGAUGGGCACUCCUUCUGUUCCUCGGGGACAGGGCAGCCCUACGGCCCCACAUUCACCACUGGAGAUGUGAUCGGCUGCUGUGUCAACCUUAUCAACAAUACCUGCUUCUACACAAAAAAUGGCCACAGUUUAGGUAUAGCCUUUACAGACCUCCCUUCAAACCUCUACCCUACAGUGGGUCUCCAGACUCCAGGAGAGAUCGUGGAUGCCAACUUUGGGCAGCAGCCCUUUGUGUUUGACAUUGAGGACUACAUGAGGGAGUGGAGGGCAAAGAUCCAGAGCACCAUUAAGCGGUUUCCCAUAGGAGACAGGCUGGGAGAGUGGCAAGCCAUGCUGCAGAAUAUGGUUUCAUCAUAUUUGGUUCACCAUGGGUACUGUUCAACAGCAACUGCCUUUGCCAGAGUCACAGACACCACAAUCCAGGAAGAACAGACCUCAAUAAAGAAUAGACAAAGAAUACAGAAGCUAGUAUUAGCAGGCAGAGUGGGAGAGGCUAUAGAAGCCACCCAGCAGCUCUAUCCUGGCCUCCUAGAACAUAACCCCAACCUGCUCUUCAUGUUAAAGUGCCGGCAGUUCGUGGAGAUGGUGAAUGGCACGGACAGUGAAGUGCGUUGUUUCAGUGCCCGCAGCCCCAGAUCCCAGGACAGCUACCCCGGCUCCCCCAGCUUAAGUCCUAGACAUGGAUCAAGCAACUCACACGUUCACAGUACUGGAGCAGAUAGUCCAACCUGUAGCAAUGGAGUCAUGUCCACAAAAAGCAAACAGAGUCACAGUAAAUACCCAACACUGAGUUCAUCAUCUUCAUCUUCUUCUUCCUCUUCCCCUUCAUCUGUGAACUACUCUGAGUCCAAUUCUACAGAUUCUACCAAAUCUCAGCAGCACAGUAGUACGAGUAAUCAAGAAACCAGUGACAGCGAGAUGGAAAUGGAGGCUGACCAUUACCCCAAUGGAGUCCUGGAAAAUUCAUCCACCAGGAUAAUGAAUGGCACCUACAAACAUGAAGAGAUCCUGCAGACAGAUGAGUCCAGCAUGGAAGACAGCUGCCCCCAGAGGCAGCUCUGUGGAGGGAACCACGCUGCCACAGAGAGGAUGAUCCAGUUUGGACGGGAGCUGCAGGUCCUGAGUGAGCAGCUUUGCAGAGAAUAUGGGAAGAACACCAUGCACAAAAAGAUGCUUCAGGAUGCCUUUAGCUUGUUAGCUUACUCAGACCCUUGGAACUGCCCCGUUGGCCAACAGCUGGACCCGAUCCAGAGGGAACCUGUGUGUGCUGCUCUCAAUAGUGCUAUUUUGGAAUCUCAGAACCUGCCAAAGCAGCCCCCGCUGAUGCUCGCCCUGGGCCAGGCCUCGGAGUGUUUGCGGCUCAUGGCUCGCGUGGGCCUGGGCUCCUGCUCCUUUGCCAGAGUAGACGAUUAUUUGCACUGACCACCCGAGCGGGACGGAGCCGACGUCGUGGAGUGCUGCCCUUCACCCUCCGUUGCUGCCACUGCACCACCACCUCGUUCGACAGCCUGAGCUCCCUGCCACCGACACCCCUCUAGCACACACACACUGCCUGUGCAAGGAUUGAGUGAGUCCCUCACCGUGUGGCUGUUCCUGCCCCCAGGAAGACUGGCAGAUCUGACCCGUCUCCCUGCCGUUGCUGCGGCUCCAGCGGCACUCAGUAUUUCGCUGGUUAUUCUAAUGUAGCGCCUUCUGAUGUAGGGAUUUUUCUAUUUGUUUUGAUUUGAGUUGUUUCUCAUGGUUCCACCAAUAUUUUAUCUGGAGAGUUUUGCUGAGCUGGUUUAUGCUGAUUUACUGAGGAAGCUCAUCAAAUUGGUGACAGCUUGUUCUUUUCUUCCCUUCUCCCUCCAUCGUGCACAUACAGCAUCAUCCGUGCUAGUAAUCCGAACUCUUCUCACAGUGGCAGUUCAGAGGGAUUUUUUAUUUUAUUUGAAUCAUGUUUAUUAAAAAGGUCUCUUCCACCUCCACAAAGUCAUCGAUGUAUUUAUUGCCCACAGACUUGGUCCCAGCCACACACAUCAUACAACCCGUCAGGAGGCCGGGUGAGGUACUGUCACACACUAAUGAUGGGAGUUGGAGGAGCCUGGUCCUUCAUGGUGCCUCUCUUCAGAGCCCAAGGCUCUCAAUCUUGGCUUUGUGAGUGGGAAGAGUAGAAGAUUGACAUUGCCUGCGUUGGUGGUUGUGCUGUAGAAGCAUCUGACAGCCCUGAGAAAGAGUUAAAUCCAGCUCUCUGAACAGCUGGAGGGACAGGACUGAUUAAUAUGAAGUCAUCUGCCACUGUAUGGGUAGAACCAGGUCAUGUGAGUUGGGCAGAAACAUCCGUGGGUGAUGCCCUGGUGGGCUGACAAUUUUUAAUGAAAUAACAAGUCCCCCUUUUUCUCCAUGGAGGAGGGCUCUGCCAGUGACUAACAGUAUUUCCUGCCCUCUCCCAUCCCCAUAACACUGAUCUAAAUGAGCACUUCUAAGUUUUGGAAGUGUCAGGAGAAACCUGGGCUGAGCUGUGCUUGUCCUUGCAGGUGGGACAAGCUGAGGUCAGGCUGCAGGUUGGGGUCAGUACCAGCUUUGUCGGGCCUGAGCCAUUCAGAAAGGAGCAGCAGUGUUUCUUUAGGGAUUAUUAAGAUAAUUAUCGAAGUUUCAGGCCCAAAAGAGACUAGCAAGGAUCUGUGGGUGAGUUAACCUCCGAGUAAAAUGGACUAAUGUGUCCGUGUUGUGUGCCAACCCCAGGGACUCGAGUGCUGCCAAGCAUUCAGACCACCUGUGAGUGUUUCUGAGCAUGUUCUGUUACCUGGCAAGGCUGCCUGGCAGCACCGUGUGCUUUGCAUCCUCUGCUGUACCAUUAAGAGGUGGCAGGUUCAGCUGCACAGGAGGAGUUGGAAUUCUGCACCAAAUUAAUUGUAGGUCAGUAGCUCUGGGGAGGACCCAAGGGAGCUCCAACCAAACAUGAAUUUUACUGCUGUUAACAAGUUUUUUUUUUGGAAGGUCAGUGAAAGAUGAACAGCUUUUGUUGAGGUUUAUUCUUAAAAUGGAGGUUGGCCUGUGCCAGGACUUCAAGCAGCAAGAGAGCUUGUGUUCCACUGAGAAGGAGAGCAGCAGCAGCCCAAAGCUUUAAGAAUUUUCUGGGUUUGCAGGCUGGAUCUGCAGCUGGCACCUCAGGUCUGCAAUCAAGGCAGAGCAGGGGGGCAGGUGCCAGGGCAGACUGUGGCAGUGAAUGUGCAGAUGGUGUUGGAAAUGGCUGGGAACAUUUUCCCUGCCUUUGGUGAAGGUGUGCAGUGUGUAGGGGCAGUGCUAGAGCCGUGGUGGUCUAAGAAAACAGGACAUUUAGAGAUGGAGGAGAUACUUUUAUCAGAUCCCUGGUAUAGCUGCAAAAAGCAGAGGGAGCUCUACCACAGCCGUUCUUCCAGGGAGACAGCUGCACCAAGCAGAAUUUAACCUGCCAAUCUGGAGCUCCUGUUCCAGCUCUGGGGAACAGCUCAUGUGCCUGAAAGCUCAUCUGUUGCUUUUCAACUCUGCUGACGCAUCCCAGCCCAGCCUGCUGUCCUUGCCUUGCUGCAAGUGCAGAGAGAACUCAGUGGGCAGGUUUCCUUCCCAAAGCCUCUGGCCCCAGACGUGCCAAGGCAGCAUGUGACCUUUGCCUGGUGGGCUUCUCCUGCAGGCUUUCCAUUCCUGAGGCUCAGACUGUCAGCACACUGCUGGGCUCAUUGUGGGUAGUGAGGCUGAAAUACUCCAGGACCUUGCUUUGCCUCCCCCAUUUGGUGACUUCCUCUGCUGUUGGUCACCACUUUGCAGCAGUCUGGCUGCAGUCAGACCUCUCUCUCUUUGUAGCAACACCAUGUUUAUUUCUUUCUGAGGUCUUUUUGGUUCCUUCUCUUUGUGGUUUCUUUAACCCAAGUCUCUUCAUCAUGUGUCAUAUUAAUGCCUCAUUUGGUCUCUCAGCAAAGCUUUGCUGACUGUCCUAAAGCAUUUUUUUAAAUUUUGGUUUCACUACAAAAGAAAACAAAACAAGAGAUAUUCCUAGAUAUCUGGUUAUUUUGGUGCCAAGAAAUGCGUGAUGGAUGUUAUUUGGGUUUUUAAAAUUUAUUUCAAGUCUUCUGGUGGUUUCACUAGUGGUUUCUGCUUCUUGCACUCAGAUUCUGACUAAUGUGGCCAUGACUCAGUAUGGGGAAGAUAAGCACGUUUGUGGUGUGUGGUGGGAUGUAAGCCUCAACCUACCCCUGAUUCCUAGAUGGGAUUUCUGAUGUGGUUUUCCCAGGUUGUAUUUCAAAGCCUGUUGCCUUUGAGUCUCUCUGGCUGCUCUUUGAUGGUUCAUAUAGGCUGAAGCUUGGAUUAUUGCAGUAGUUUUUUAAAACAGAGCUAAAGUAAAAUGGGGUCUAUAGCACUGAAUGUGGCUGUACACCUAACCAGAGGCUACAUGGCAAUUCAAAAGUUACUUUUAUAAAAGUGAUUUGGGAUUUGUUAUUGCAAGUGCCUCAGGCAACCUGGUCACUGCUCCCAAGAGUCCUUCAGUAAAGCCAUGGGAAUGACUGUGGAGCCUAUAGGAGAAACUGCUGGUUUCCCAUUUCUGGGUGAGGGGACAAGGACUCAGCUACAGCCCUGUGUUGUAAUGCUGACAGCACUGCAUAUAUACUUCCAUCAUGUGUGGUUGUCUCAGGUUGCUCUCUGCUGGGCUGGCUUCAGAUCCUGGGAGAAGGUUUUCCAGAGCUCAGCUGGACUCUGCACAAGCAGCAUUCCUCAGCCCCAGCUGCGUGUCCUUCCCAGGACCUGGGAAAUGCCACUGCUGGGACAGCUAAAACCUCUUCAGCCCCGCUGUGUCUGCACACUUGGAGGAUCUCAGCUGUGCUCUGGUUAAUCCAGAGGCACCACCAAAGAGCAGCAAACACACUCCAGCCCUGUCCUCUGGACACCCCACCCACCUUCCUGACACUCUUCCUGACACUGGCACUGUAGCAAAGGCCUUGCAGAAGGAAAACAUUUCACAGGGACCUGGUGGAACCUGAUUUCAGGGGUGGUAAACUGCAGGCCUGCACAUCCUAGGCUUUGGGUUUGAAUCCAAUGCCCUGCCUGUUAAGUGGCCUUUUGAGAGGAGCAUUUUGAGAACUCCAGACCUGGAGCCUUGGUUAAAGUGUCCUUCAGGGGUUCUGUGGAGAGAGCUUCAAGAAGCUGAAUUACAUCACCAGACUUCUCUCCCCAUGGACAAGGGUUUAUGCUGCCCCCAUAAGCAGAGAGUGAGAGCAUCAGGAAUGCAUUGGGAGAACUCUGGAGUGAGAUGCACUGGAGAAGCUGGAAUAAGUAUUUUUUGGGAGAGUAUCCACCUCAUACACCUGGUACUCCAGCCUGUGACCAUCUUAGUGGCUCUGCUGGAUGCAUUCCAGUUCGUGGGUAUCUCUCCUGUGCCAGGGGAGCCAAAUCUUGUUCCUCUUGGUUCCUCUUGUUCCUCUUGGAAGCGUCUUGUUCCAGAUGAUUCCUCUUGCUGCCCAUGAGCCUACCCUAGCAAGUAUUUAACCAAAGCUAAUUCAAGACUUAAGAGUGUUGAGAGGGCUCUCAGGCAGGGGGGGUAGAAGUCUAUUUCCUGUGCAUCCUUGGUGAGCUCCCAGAGCCAGCUGGUUUUGGGAAAACUUCUUGCUGCUACCAGCAAUCCCUUCUUGCUUCUCUGCCUUCCACAAUCCCAGUAUUCUCCCAGCUGCAUGACCACAGUAUCUGCAGUGCUGGGUGCUAUGGGAGCUGCUCCAAGACCUGGGCCAGCUCUGUGGCUUGUGUCUGUGCCAAGCAUAGAUGUGGCAAACUCCAACUGCCCUUCUUGGCUUGCUCUUCCCUGCUGGCCUAAAGGGGCAGGUCCACAUGUGACAGUCCCUUUUUGCCGCCAUACAGCAUUCUGUCAGCCUGCAGCUGGGCUGCCUGCAGCACUUCUGCCAUUCUUUUGGAGGCUGCUAGGAAUUGAGCCCUUGUGUGUGGCCAGCAGGACGGAGAGGGACUCCCAGUGAAGUGCUGGACAACGUGCAGCAUCCAGCUCUUUAGGGGAGGUUGUCCAGUGGAUGCUCGCCCUCAGCCCCAUGUGAACCAAAGCUGGAGCUUGUUGCCUUGGGAUGUUUGAAGGGUGUGUGGUGAAAGAUGGGUGUAAAGCCUGUUUCUGUUUCCAGCAUCCUGGUGGUCCUCACUGUGCUGCUGCCCACUGAAUUUGGACACCAGGAGAUGCAGCUGUGGCUGGUGUGGAGAAUGGGCCCCUCUGGGAGUGUUCUGAGGUAACCAUUCCUCAUGGUUACCUACACCUAGGAUCUUCCCAUACCCUUCCUUCUUCUCUUUUUUCACAGUGACAUCUCAAUCUCUCCUCAAGCUGUGUCCUUGUUUUUCAUGUUUUAUUAAGGCAUCUUUACCAUUCUUUAAAUAGCUUUGUUCUUGAAGCUGCCUUGAAAAACUGGAGCAACCAGAGCUGCUGGAACUAGUUCUGGGGAUUGAAUGUAUCAUUUUCCACUGUGGGUAUCAGGGAUGAUGAACCAUCUCCUCCUUCAGCAAAGCAAACCAGGCUGGAUUGUGGCUGUGCUUUGGUACCUGUCUGUGUUAACACGUAGCACGUGUUGCUUAGGCACACGUUUGGGAGUUCUGCUGUUGUGGGGUUGAUUGAGGAGGUGACCUGUGGCAGCCAGGCUGUAGAGCACUCUGAAGUGCCAUGGAGCUGUGUGGUGCACCACAUGGGAUCAGGAAGUUCUUCACAUGAAAAAGCAGUGCAGACUUGAAGUGCCCCGUGGCAGCAGGUGCAGAGAGAGGUCCCUCACGCUCCAGUCCUGGGUGCAGUGAGGCCCCGUGGAGCUGGUCACAGCCUGGGAGAAGGCACAAGGGGCCCCAUUCCACCAAGGAGUCCCCUUUGCAGAAGGAGCAUCUUCCUUUCAGCCCUGCCAGUGUGAGAGCAGCCUCAGUGGUGGGUCAGAGAGAGAGCAGGUCUCUGGUGGAGAGCAAGUGUUGGGUCUCCAGCUGUACCAAGGUGUUUCUGCAGAAGGACUUGGUGGGGAUGUGCCAGGGACAUGCUGGGUGCUGCUGGGACCCUUCUGCCCCAGAGGGAGGAGUGAUGGAUUGAACUGCAAUCCAACAGUUCUUGGUCAGAGCCAGAGCUGGCUGUGAGCCUUGUCCCGUCUGCUGUGCAGGGGCAGAGAGCUGGAGGAAGCGUUACUGGGGCUGUGUGGGGGGAACUGCAGCAGAUUUGGGAGGAAAAGGGAGGAGUUGAGAGCCUGGAGGCCUCUUCCAUAGGAAGCACUAGCUGCUCUCCACCAUCCUUUCCUGCAACAAGAGGUGGCAGGUGAUGGAUGAGUGAACCGGGCAUAUCUGUCCCUCUCCCCACAUCCCAAACCAGAGCUCAGAGCCUGCAGCUUGAGCUGGAGCAGUGUCCGGCAAGCCAGGGCAUCAUCCAGGCUUGAGGAGCACAUGUCCUGCCAGCUCUUUUAUUCCAAGAGGGAGGCUUGCCUCUCUCCUGCUUGCAGGAAACCCAUGAGUCCUGUGUGGAAUUUACACUCACAUCACCACAGAAACAUUUCUGGAGGCCGUGCAGACCUCUGCUCCUUGCUGAACGUCCCAUGGCCAGGCAGACACCUUUUCUGUGGUCACUCCACUUGGGUGCAGGUGUGUGCUUGGAUGUUUUUGCUCGGAGGACUUUAGCUGCAUCCUUCCUCCAGAAGGGAGCACAGAGGGAUUUUUGUAUGCUGAGCUUCUCACAGCCUCAGACUUGGAGAAAGGAGAAGCAGCAGCAGCUCUGGGGAUAAUCCGGAUUUUAAAGAAAAUUUGAAAAACACAAGUAUGGUGACUUCCAGACCAAGGACUGCACCAGGGCUGGAUUGGGAUUGCAUUUCUCAGUCCUGCCUGUGCAGCCGGGAGGCAGGAGGAGGCUGCAGCCCCUGAAGCCCUCACAGGCAGCAGUGCAAGCCCCAGGACCUGCCCAGCACACAGUGGACUCUUCUCUCCUGCUGGUUGCUCAAAACUCAGGUAUGAAAUGCUCAGCUGGAGCACGGGGUGCGAGGUCUCCGCAGGUUUCCUGGCAGCCCUGGAGGAGCGGCCACUGCUGGGCACAGCUCCCUGUGCCACUCCAGGCUUCUCAUCGCCUUCAGAAGGGAGUUUCACCUCUUUGGUACAACAUUUGGCUACGUGGACAUUACACAAACUGUGCACAUUGGUUCAGUCUACGCUUAGUAUUUGUGAAUUAAGUUAUCUGACGCUUCGCAUGAAAACUUCAAAAAAGGGGGUUGGGGGGGUGGAUUUUAACUGAGAAAAAGCCUAUGAAAAUAUACUGGAAAUAUGGUAAAGAAAUCGACAUUCUGCUGUAUAUUGACAGAAUUAUUUUUAUUAAAAUACACAUCCAUGUGCAAGA
Corvus hawaiiensis (hawaiian crow) is the source of this 8767-nucleotide messenger RNA. RefSeq names its product RAN binding protein 10 (gene RANBP10). The record is from RefSeq and is a predicted model, not a curated record. The transcript is spliced from 14 exons. Gene Ontology annotation, cellular component: cytoplasm. Gene Ontology annotation, biological process: cell surface receptor signaling pathway; cytoskeleton organization. The coding region runs from base 16 to 1842 and encodes 608 amino acids. Gene Ontology annotation, molecular function: protein binding. Lineage: Eukaryota; Metazoa; Chordata; Aves; Passeriformes; Corvidae.